Neurospora crassa OR74A is the source of this 1441-nucleotide messenger RNA. RefSeq lists its product as hypothetical. Bases 720 to 1322 code for a protein of 200 amino acids. The record is from RefSeq and is a predicted model, not a curated record. Lineage: Eukaryota; Fungi; Ascomycota; Sordariomycetes; Sordariales; Sordariaceae. The transcript has a single exon.
UUCCAAUUGAAGGAGGCGCGCCAAACGUCUUCCAUUAUUGAACCUGCCCAUUCCUGCUCAAUGUCACACUCACCCAGGGAAAAUCCUCUUCGAGGUAAUUUUGUCCCAUCUUGAUUACGAGUGGUGACCACGGCGAAUAUGCCUUCAGCACUCCAACGCGAAGGCACGAUAUGAAAGAUUAAAGAAGGCUAUGCGCAGUCAACAACACACCAAGAAGGGACCAUCUUCUGUCGGAUUCAAGGGAUAAUGGAAGAAUCCCAUCAUGUGUCGCCCUCUUGAGACGCGUUUUUACAUACCUGGAGCCGAGGAAGCUACGCCAUAGGUGAUCGGCAACUGGGCUGCUGGUGCCUCCCCAGCCCAGCCAUUCGCGUAUCCAGCCAUGUUUCCGUGACUAACCAUUCAGAAUCCAGGCUUCGACCUCAAGCAAGAAACGAGUCAAAAAUAUCAUCGGCAGAUGCAAGAUGCCCUCCAUCAUGUACAAUUACAUCACCGGUCCCAAUCUCUACCAAGACGAGAUUGAAAAGCCGGCAAACAUGUAUGGACAUGAUGAACAACAUUGGUUCCUAAGAUGCCAGGGACACAUUUCUUCAAGAUGAAGGACCCUUAUAACUAGCCUUCACCCGCCUGUUAUACUCGGGAGUCUUCACAACAGUCUUCACAUUCCAUCACAUUGAAGAAGCGAGAGCACCAAGUCCGCGAGUCAAAACAAACCAUCAACCAUGGCUCCCCUACCACUCCCACGCAUACCCGCCUCAACGGCCGAGAAACUCCAAGACUUUGUCUUCAAACGGAUCGUACACCCAGCUCUCCAAGGAGUCGAAGCCAUCCACCCUACAAGAACCUUCAGCCCCAUCACCCGGCGGCAAGAUGCCCCGCCCACCGCCACGGUAACCUUCGUCCAAGUCGACAACGACAACGACAACGACCCUGAUGACGCGCAAACCCUCAGCGGCGGCGCCAUUGCCGGCAUCGUCAUCGGCUCCAUCGUCGGCUUGCUUCUUCUCAUCUGGAUUAUCCGCAGCUGCUUCAACCUGGGCGCUCCACCGACACACGGCAAGCGCAACAGCAAGGCUUGGUACGGUGACGUGAGGGAUGAAUACCCGCCCAGACACGUGGGCGGGGUGAGACACUCACGAUCGAGGUCGAGGCAUUCGCAUAGCCAUCAUCGGGGUCAUUCUAGGCACCGGAGCCAUUCGAGGAGGUCGUCUUCGAUGCGCGAGGUGCCGGUUGUGGUGGCCUACCCGACUCAUGUGUAUGAUGAUCGGAGGGGGAGGAGCAGUAGGAGGAGUCGGAGUCGCAGUGUUAGUGUUUCGAGGUAUUAAGGGGAAGAAUGGAAGCUGAUUGGGAGUAUGGGAAGGAGAAGCUCAAUUAGGAUGAUAGAGCAUUGCGCCAUGCGUAACGGAUUGACGAGGCAACGAAUUGAUGACUGAUUGAUACGAAC